AUGGCACCAAAAGCUGAAAAGAAACCUGCUUCAAAAGCUCCAGCUGAAAAAAAACCAGCUGCUAAAAAAACUUCAUCAUCAUCAGAUGCUCCAAAAAAGAGAUCAAAAACUAGAAAAGAAACUUAUGCUUCAUAUAUCUAUAAAGUUUUAAAACAAACUCAUCCAGAUACUGGUAUUUCACAAAAAGCAAUGUCAAUUAUGAAUUCAUUUGUUAAUGAUAUUUUUGAAAGAAUUGCAGGUGAAGCUUCAAAAUUAGCCUCAUAUAAUAAAAAAUCAACAAUUUCUGCAAGAGAAAUUCAAACUGCUGUUAGAUUAAUUUUACCAGGUGAAUUAGCUAAACAUGCUGUUUCUGAAGGUACUAGAGCUGUUACUAAAUACUCUUCAUCAACUUCAGCUUAG
Molecule: messenger RNA, 399 nt
Organism: Hansenula ciferrii
Lineage: Eukaryota; Fungi; Ascomycota; Saccharomycetes; Phaffomycetales; Wickerhamomycetaceae
Product: Histone H2B
Exons: 1
Coding region: 1-399 (132 amino acids)
Biological process (GO): nucleosome assembly
Cellular component (GO): nucleosome
Molecular function (GO): DNA binding; structural constituent of chromatin; protein heterodimerization activity
Source: RefSeq, a predicted model, not a curated record